UCCUCAGGGGCCGAAGGGUGUUCGUCUCCCAGCCGCGGGGAGGGAGGAAGAGUUUGAUGGAGAAUCGGUCGGAUGACAGCGGGAACUGUUGUUAUCACCGGGGGAAUCCUAGCGACGGUCAUCCUACUGUGCAUCAUUGCCGUGCUCUGCUACUGUAGGCUACAGUACUACUGCUGCAAGAAAGAUGAAUCUGAUGAGGAAGAGGAGGAGGAGGAGGAGGAGGAGGAGGAAGAGCCUGACCUUCCCGCUCACUCGCGUCUCGGCACUUGCAAUGCCUGCAACUCUCGCAUCGUGGACGGCCAGGGCAGCCCCGCGCCCCCACCCAACGAGCUCAACCAGCAAGGGGCUCACAACUACUGCCCGACCUGCUCCCCCUACGGCUCUCCCUUUUACAUACGGACUGCCGACAUGGUGCGCAAUGGGGGCGAGAGGAUCACCUACACGCCGACGUGCUACAAGGAGAUGGGGCAGCCCAUCAGCAUGGCGACCCUCCAAAGCUACCCGGUGAGCCGCCACGGUGUCUUUCGCGAGAGCUUCCCAAACCCGAGGGCUAUCAGUACAGAAGUAUAAUCACCAUCGUCACUAGCACAGGGUGCUCCAAGCAGACGCCUGCUCGAGGGAAGGGGCUUUUCACUUGUAUUUGUGGGGGUUCGUGCAGAGAGGACCCCGUAGUCCAGUCCAAGACCAGCACAGUCCUCCGGCUGAACUGCCCGGCACUGCUAAGCUUUAUGGGUAAGAAGAUGAGAGAGACGUCAAAGGACGACGUUAAAGCAGCAAUCCUUGAACCUGUAAUAAGUGUAAUUAUUAUUCUAUUCUGUCUCCUGAAGGGACUUGUCUAAUGAGGGCUAUGUACAGUACAAACUAACUUAACUAUCGAAGACUUCCCUGACCUUCCAGACUUCCCAAGCCUAGAAGGAGGUCUUUGGUAUCUACACUAAGCAACCCUACCUGUCACUACCCAAUACCCACAGCCUCCAGUACGGUCGAACUGAGCGCACAGAGCAACGCUUGGCAUCCUGGCAGCCGCUGCCUCCAGUAGUGACAGCAGCAACAGGGCAGAGGGAAGGAGAGAGGCGGAAAAUCCCAACAGCGAGUGCUCCGAACUGAUGGAAGAGCAAAUAAGCAAAGGUUUUGAUUGUUCUUCUCUCCUCAUACUGCAUUAGUUUCCAUUAAUGGUUAGCUUUUGUAUUAGAAUGUAAAAUAGGACGCGCUCUCUCCCACUCGCUUUGGUCUUUACACGCGCUGAAGAAGUUAAAGAGGAAACGAAUUUAGAUCACUGCAAGGGGAGGUGAAGGAGCUGGCAAAACUGCUCACAUACACUAAUGGACACGGGUUGAUCCUUCUGCUUCCGAAGCCCCCAUGCCUUUUAAUCUUCACAAGCUUUCUUAGGAGUGAUUUUAACUUGGGCCAAUAAACAUGUCAAGAUUUUACGUACGGCAAGAAUUGCAUCCUUAAGCAACUGCGGUCUUGAUCACCCUCAGCUUUCAAAGCCCUCUGAUUACCCUGAUGCUUCUGGCAAAAUGGAAGAAAGAUUGUGUUUAGGACAGCUUUUGUUUUUGACAGCAACAGAGCAGACCACCAGGUCACUCUUCCUCCUUUGAUGGGACCACGACCUCCAAGGGGCACCCCUCCUUUCCCCUCUGAGGAAGAGGAUGCAAGACCUGAGCCCGGGUUCAUCACCUCUGCGGCCGGUAAUGACAACUCGGCAGUGACACUGUCUUUCUGCAAAAAUGAAUGUGGGAAAGUUCCUUCUUCCUCCAUAAAUCAGAUUAGGUGAAAAAUUACUAAAAAGGCAUCUCCGUCAUUCACAGGCACUUCCAUAGCAACCAAAGCAGGAUGGGUCUGCUGAGCACUUCUCAUUCAUGGUAGGGAGGAGGGACCCAGACAGCAAAGAUUCCCACAGCCUUACAGAUGUCAUUAGAAGUAACAGCAGGAAAAUGCUUACCCUGCUUUUGCAAUAUAUAGUAGAACUGCUCAGAAAUGAGAGUGGGGCUUUUUUCCACUAGUACAGUUUUGAAAUUGGCCUGCUGCUCACAGAAGGAUUUGGACUGACUGGUCUUAACUUCCCUAUUUAUGCACAGCUAGAGUAGGACUCGGUAUGAAGGCACACGUCGUCUGAGCUUCAGGCAAAAGGCUACCUUACACUUUAGACUGGUUCAUGCCUUGGCACCUCUGCUCAGACUACCAGAAGAAAGGGAGCCAAAGGAAUACUAAAUAUAAUAGCAGUACUUGUAAUCCAAACAUAUUUCCUCAGGCCCCAUUUACACGGCCUUUUGUCCAACAUUAUUCACUAUCUCCCCCAAUCUCUAGACCAGAAAGACACUGUAUUUCCAUUAUCCUGAGACUCAGUCUAGCUGCAUCUCUUUUAGAGUCUCCUUCAAUUCUCCCAAUAGUGAUAGAAGGUCUUUAAACGGUCUCUCAUGUUGUGGGCAGGAAGAAGAAAAUCAUACUGUAGCGACAAAGUGCUCUGGAUCCCACUAGCUGAUAGUCUGUAGCUCCUACUGCUGCCUGUCCAGACAGUACUCUUCCCAGAUAAUAUAGUCUCUAACUGUUCUUCUUGGCUAACUCAGCAAAUCCUAUCUUUUCCUGUUAGAGCAUCUGCCCAGCUAAGCCUCCACCCCACUAGGAGCCACAAGAAGUUCAGGUGCCAUGGUGUGAGCUGCAGGCUCCCACCUGCACUGCUCUGCCAGGCAGCCCUGAAGCUCCAUCUCGGCCAAGGGUGCAGAACCAGCUCAAGGAUGCUACGUGUCCUGGCAUCCAAUUCUACCUCUUGGUGCGAAGCAAGGCUUCCCACCGCCACGGCAGUAUGUGCUGGCCUGUUGCCUUGAGAGGGUGGUGAUAACACACCAGGCUCUUGCAUCUGUGGGUCAUCCUUCUGGUAAAAGGCCUCCAUAGCCAACCUUCUGGAAGGCAACCAUAAUGUCAUCUUCAUCACAUGCAAAUUAAGUAUAACCUCUUGCCAACCACCAAGGUGCCAAGACUGGCAAGGCAAUUCCAUAGUAGCUGGAUGGCCAAGACGAGGAUUAUCCUCAAAGCCAACAUACGAAACCCUGGGCCUGACGCAUCUACAAAUGAAUGGGUGAGUCUAAAAGGGCAGGAACCAUGGGCGACCCAAGCUUUUGGGGAAGCUUUUGGGGA
This is a messenger RNA of Struthio camelus australis, 3138 nucleotides long. RefSeq names its product protein FAM163A. The record is from RefSeq and is a predicted model, not a curated record. NCBI's taxonomy places the organism in Eukaryota, Metazoa, Chordata, Aves, Struthioniformes, Struthionidae.